Messenger RNA from Purpureocillium lilacinum, 1197 nucleotides. NCBI's taxonomy places the organism in Eukaryota, Fungi, Ascomycota, Sordariomycetes, Hypocreales, Ophiocordycipitaceae. The record is from RefSeq and is a predicted model, not a curated record.
AUGGCCAUCCAGGACUACCUCGCGGCGUUGCGCUGGACCAAGGACAACAUUGGCGCGUUUGGCGGCGACCCCAAGAAGACCAUGUUAUUUGGACAGAGCGCAGGCGCUGUCAAUGCCUUUGCCGUCGCGUCACUCCCAGAAGUGAAGGAUUUGGUCGCGGCUGUGGUGUUGCAGUCCGGCAGUGGCAUUGACUUGACGCCAAACGAGACGGCUCAGUAUACAGGAAAGAGUUACGCUGCUGCACUCGGAUGCGCGGACCACGAUCUGAAGUGUCUUCAGUCCAAGCCGGUCAGCAGACUGCGAGCUGCGUACCAAAAGACUGCAGCUCUGAAAGAAAAGGUCAUAUUCAAGGGGCAUAGGUCCCUCGGCGGAACUUUUGGCCUCAACUUCCCUAAUCAGACGAAUCUUAAUGCGGCGGUGCUGGAUGGCGUCGUCAUCAAGGAAGAGCCCCUCAAAGUCGGCUCCCGAGUGCCAGUCAUUGUCGGUUCCAACGGCCAAGACUCGUCUCUAUUCACUCACAAGGCCUACAAAGCCGACAACUCCAGCGCUGAAGACGCCUACGCCAGGUUCCUCGACGCUUGGGGCCGCGUGGGGCCCUCGAUCGGGAACAAGUACCCCCUCAGCGCAUUCAACAACUCCAUCAACGCGAUAGUUACGCACAUUAAUACUCUUGCGGGUUUCAAGUGCCCAGCAUACAAGACUCUGCGUGCCACGUCCGCCGCCGGGGUGCCCGCCUAUGCCUACCAGUUCAACCACGUCCCGUCGUGCCCCUGGGUCUGGAUCAGGGGGAAGAAGUUCCCGCCGCGGCGCUUUGUCGACGAGUUUGGGGCCACGCACACAGCCGAGCUGCCCUUUGUGUUUGGAAAUCUCGACAACAUGCCCGUGGGGAACGGGUCGUGUCACUCCACGGCUGCGGAGCGCGACAUUAGCCGCGGGCUGGUGGCUGCGUGGACGGCCAUGGCGGCGGGUGGUGACCCUUCGACACACGGACACAGGUGGCCGCGGUUCAACGAGUGCGACCCUCACGGGAUGCUGGUCCAGGAUCAAAGCAUGGCCGUAGCAGCAUUGGACUACGAAGAAUGUGAUUUCUGGGAUCAAGUGUGGGCGGAGUUGGGAGGGCACAUGUUGCCGAGGGCUCUAAAACUCCCAAAGCAGCCUCAGCAAGUCGGCCUACGGCAGGCGCUUCCGGCUGGCUGA